AUGAUUGAAAAUCUUUGCAAGAAGAAGAAUGAUGCAUUUCGUUGUAUGAGUAACGCAGCUGGAGAAUGCGCCCAAUAUUACCAACAGAUGUUGAUCAUGGGAAUGGACAUUACAUCUAUCCGAAUCGCCUAUACAGGACUUUGCGAUGACAAGCAAGAAUUCAUAGCUGGUCUGCCAUGUUUCUACACUCACUACGCCGAUGUGGCCAAUGUAUACGAUGGGAUUGUCAACCGAAGCGUGGCCCUUAGAGACAAACUAUGCACGUAUGAAAUGUCUCUUGAUGAAUAUUUCCAACAAUACUGUCCAAUCUGGAAGGCGGGAAUCGAUGACGUCAUCAAGCUGGUACAGUCAUGUGAUCCAAGCUUCGUGGAAGUUCUACUCAAUUAUAAUUACGCUGUACUUCCGGAUAAAUGUAAGAUCAUCACGGAUACAACUUCAGCCUACGACCAUAUGUACAACAGUGGAUCUUUUACAACUGCCCGUCUCUCCAAAUAUAUUGUUAACACCUUUAUUUUCCUUUUCGUCUAUUUUACUUUUGUUUUGCUUCACCGCUUCUUUUAUUUCUUUUUCCCUUUAACCUUCUUUCUCCAUUUCAUCAAAUCCUUUCUUUCUUCCUUUUUCGUUUCCUUUUUAUUGCUACAGAUUUUUUAUUUCCUUUUAUUCUUUCUUCGUCACACUUCAGUUUAA
Acanthosepion pharaonis is the source of this 687-nucleotide messenger RNA. NCBI's taxonomy places the organism in Eukaryota, Metazoa, Mollusca, Cephalopoda, Sepiida, Sepiidae. The record is from the annotation of a GenBank genome assembly.